AUGACAGCCUUAACCGAAGAAGGAAGUUUCAAAGGUCCGGAUCUCAAUGUUGCUUUGAUUUGCCGAGACUGUAAGGUGGAUCCUCCCGAACUAAUCGAGAGAUUUAGUGAGGGAGACGUCAUUUGCGGAUUGUGUGGAUUGGUUUUGAGUGAACAUAUCGUAGACAUGAGAUCGGAAUGGCGUACGUUCAAUAACGACGAUCAAAACGGUGAUGAUCCCUCCCGUGUGGGUGAAGCACAGAACCCUUUAUUGGAUGGAGACCAGCUGUCCACAAUCAUUGCAUAUAACACAGAUAAUACCCGAAUGGGAAGAGAACUUAGUAGAGCGCAGAAUAGCACCGUAGCUGACCGUAAAGACAGUGCUUUACAGGCAGCAUUUGCUAAGAUAUCUCAGUUAUGCGAAGGUUUUCAGCUGCCUAAUAUUGUACAAAAUGGAGCAAAAGAAGUGUAUAAACUGGUGUACAAUGAAAGGUCCCUGAAGGGUAAGUCCCAGGAGAGUAUCAUGGCAGCAGCUAUUGGGUUAGCCUGUCGAAAAGCUAAUGUUCCACGUUCAUUCAAAGAGCUUUGGGCAUUGACUGAUGUUCCCAAAAAUGAGAUUGGUAAAGUUUUCAAGAUUAUUCACAAACUGAUACAGCAGAAGCAUGCUCUAGCUGGCGGACUAUUGAACGUUCAAAAUGAAAGCAUAGCAACAACCCAGACGAAUGCAGAAGCCUUGAUUGGUAGAUUUUGUUCUAAUUUGGGUUUGUCUCGUCAAAUAACCAAUGCAGCAGAGUACAUUGCCCGUCGUACUAAGGAAGUCGGCGUUCUUGCAGGUCGAUCACCGGUAACUGUUGCUGCAACGGUAAUUUAUAUGGCAGCUAGCAUCUUUGAUGCCAGUAUUUCCCCAGCCCAGAUUGCUCAGAGAGCAGGCGUAUCUGAUGGAACUAUAAAGACCUCAUACAAGUACCUGUAUGACAAGCGGGAGGAAUUGGUCGACCCUCAAUGGAUUGAAUCAGGUAAAGUUAAGUUAGAGAACAUCCCUAAAAACUGA
Messenger RNA from Komagataella phaffii GS115, 1029 nucleotides. Its product is annotated as Transcription factor TFIIB, a general transcription factor. The record is from RefSeq and is a predicted model, not a curated record. Gene Ontology annotation, biological process: transcription preinitiation complex assembly; transcription initiation at RNA polymerase II promoter; regulation of DNA-templated transcription. NCBI's taxonomy places the organism in Eukaryota, Fungi, Ascomycota, Pichiomycetes, Pichiales, Pichiaceae. Gene Ontology annotation, molecular function: sequence-specific DNA binding; RNA polymerase II general transcription initiation factor activity; TBP-class protein binding. The transcript has a single exon. Bases 1 to 1029 code for a protein of 342 amino acids. Gene Ontology annotation, cellular component: nucleus; transcription preinitiation complex.